Molecule: messenger RNA, 531 nt
Organism: Heterostelium album PN500
Lineage: Eukaryota; Evosea; Eumycetozoa; Acytosteliales; Acytosteliaceae
Exons: 3
Coding region: 1-531 (176 amino acids)
Source: RefSeq, a predicted model, not a curated record
AUGAAAUCAGAUUCUGAAAAUCACAAAACAAAACGAGCUUUCUCAAAAAAGAAAAAAGGAAAUUGGGAUUUGGACAGAAAGAUAUUUGAUGCAUCUUUGGCAAGUCAAAAUUCUCGAUGCCCAAUCACCAAUGUUCAUUUUUCAACACUUUCUAUAUCAAAUUUCCAAACAAGUACUGAUAGAACUGGUGACAGUGAAACAUUUCACCAAUCUAAUAUUAGAUUCAUUCCAAAAGAAUUGAAUUCUAAAACUAAAUGGUAUCGAGGAUUGUUAGAAGAGUUGGAAUUCUUAGCUGCGAAUUUAACAGAUAUGAGUUAUAAUGAUUUGGAUAAAUAUUACCAAGAGUCAGAUAUUGAAUCAAGUUUAAGAAAAUUAAUUCAUUCAGCUGGUGGUAUUUCUCGAUUGUGUGAUGGUUUCAAUCCAGAGGUUGAUGGUGAUGCCAAUUGGAGUCGUAUAAAGUAUAAAUAUGUACUCUAUAACAAUUCACUUUUUGGUUCGAAUAUCAACCAAGUUGAGAAUGUCGUGGUUUGA